CCCUUGCCAAUCAAUCCGCCAGCUCUAGCAGGGUCCACCACGCCCAUAUCGCUCAUAACCAAACCUCAAUUUUCCGCCGUUUUUUGUUUCCAAUGGAACCCUAAGGCUGACUUGUCUUUAAAAAAAGAAAAAGAAAAACCCAAAAACCUCUCGAAAAUCCUCCAAUGGAAAACUACUCCUACUCUUCUUAUCCUGAUUCCGGCGACUCUUCGCCUCGUUCGCGAGAAAUGGACUGCGAAAACCAGUCAUGGGACGAGCCGCCAUCGACUAAUAGUAAUAAUAAUAGUACUGCUAAUUAUAAGGUUAAGUUUAUGUGCAGUUAUGGGGGCAAAAUCCAGCCGCGUUCUCACGAUAACCAGCUGGCUUAUGUCGGAGGAGAUACGAAGAUCCUGGCCGUUGAUCGCAAUAUCAAGUUCUCUGCUAUCAUGGCUAAGUUAUCUUCGCAGUACGGCGGAGACUCUGAGGUUUGUUUCAAGUACCAACUUCCUGGUGAAGAUCUCGAUGCUUUGAUUUCCGUUACCAAUGAUGAGGAUCUCGAGCACAUGAUGUUGGAAUACGAUCGGUUGCAUCGUGCCUCCGCGAAACCGGCCAGGUUGAGGCUGUUUUUGUUCCCGUUGAAUCCAUCGUUGGUGGCGUCGGGAUUUGGCGGGAGUGAACCGAAGUCGGAGCGGCAAUGGUUCGUUGACGCGUUGAAUUCGGUGCAGGUUCAGAAUAUGGAUGGCUCUUCGCCUCCUUCUGCCGCGCUGCCGGCGGCGAAUCCCGAUUUUCUCUUCGGUUUGGAUAAGGUGAAAUUGCCUGAUUCGGUCCCUCCGCCGGUGGCGGCGGUGGUUCAAGAGGUGGUUACGAAGGAUGUGACUGCGGGAUCGGACUGCGGAUCGGAGGAUCGGCACGUGAUCGGAGAGCCGGCGGUGUCUCCGGCGGAGAUUCAGAGGCAGAUCCAGGAAUUACAAAGACUGCAUAUUGCUGCUACUCAAGAACAAGGCGUUUUACAAAGGAAAAUCGACGAAUCAAAUCCCAGAGGUUACAACAAUGCUCAAGAUUAUCAUAACGUUCCAGAUAAAAUCGCUACGUCACCAGCUCCAGUAUCAGUUCCGUUACAAAUGCCGAUUCCGACGGCAUAUUUCCCGGAACGGCAUUUAACUACCGCCGCUUAUCCAGUGCCCGCGGCCGCAGCGGCAGCCCCAGGAACUGACCCGCCUGUUUACCUAUUUCAAGCUCCCCCUGCUGGAGUUUAUCAACCGCCUCCUACAUUGCGACAGGUGCCCGGACCAGCUCCUCAAGCUUACUAUGGAGUGCAGCGGGUGGUUCAGGAUGUUUACCGGGAGCAGCCGGUUUACAAUGCGGUGCCAACCACAAAGGUUGGGGCUUACUCUGAGGGAAUCUCAGUCAUGCAGCCUAAAGGUGGUGUCCCUGAAUCAGGGUAUGUACAGGUGGCUUAUGAUGGGGCAGGAAGGCAAGUGUAUUACACGGCGGCGCCGUAUCAAGUGAUGGCACCUGUGGCGAUGGCGGGCGGUGUUGCGGCGUUGAAUCAGGAUGGUAAGGUUGCGGUGAACGCUAAGGCUCCUCCCCAAACUUCUUCCGUGUGAUUUCAAUGUUUUGUUUAUUAAGUUAUAAUUAUAAUAUAGUGAAUAAGGACGAAUAUUUUUAUAGGUUUUGGUGCAUUUGUUGAUGUCUUGUGGAUCUUUUUAAAAUUUAUUUUACUAUGACUUUCGACAUU
Theobroma umbraticum is the source of this 1717-nucleotide messenger RNA. RefSeq lists its product as uncharacterized. Lineage: Eukaryota; Viridiplantae; Streptophyta; Magnoliopsida; Malvales; Malvaceae. The record is from RefSeq and is a predicted model, not a curated record. Gene Ontology annotation, molecular function: protein binding.